AUGAAUGAGCAUUCACCAGCUCAGGAAUCAGCUAGUGGAAAAACAGAAUCAGUGCACAAUGCUAACUUUUGGUCUCCAGAACUGAUAUAUCCUGAAAAUACGGUUCCUGAAGUUUUGUUCCGUAGGAUCAUAACAAGAAUGAUGUCUAGUGGUGAAUCAUUUUGCAGUGUUAGUGAAGCAGAAAGGCAAAAUAUGUUAAUAGGUCCAACAUUGUUUGCACUGUCAAAGAUGAAAAAGCCAUUAUUUUAUAAUAUCUCUGUCGUUUACGUCGAUAAUGGAUAUCCUGAGUUAUACAUGAAAUCAAAUUUUACAAAAAAAGACAAUUUCAUUUUCCCAUUCAACUUAUUUGACUGGAUCAAGCUAUACAAUGCUUCAGGAAAAAUAGAAAUUUUCUGCGCCAAAAUUGACGUUGAUGAUGCUAUUCUAUUUUGCAAAUGGCUUCCAAUUAUCUACUACGAUGUGAUUGAAGACAUCUAUCAGAGAUAUCAAUUAAUUAAAAAUAAUAAACAUGUAAUGUCAUCCCUUGAAAUGGACAAGAUGCUGCAAAUAGAAAUUGUUCAUGGGUGCAUGGAUAAGGAUGCUUUAUGGGAAACACAAAUAUCAGAAAUUAUAAUUCAUUGCAUCAACCAUCCAGAUGAAUCUACCAAGAUAAAUUAUAAAGCCCUCAUGGAUGAGAAAAGUACUCCUGAAUCCGAUGUUGAAGUUGACAUCUUGAGUAGUACAGUUAAAUGUGUGAGUAACGCUAAUAUUUCAAAAACAAUGAUAGAUAUCUAUGAUAUUGAACGGCUUUUUUCAGGAUCACCAAAUCUUGAUUUGGAUUAUUAA
This is a messenger RNA of Trichomonas vaginalis G3, 825 nucleotides long. RefSeq lists its product as uncharacterized. The transcript has a single exon. Bases 1 to 825 code for a protein of 274 amino acids. The record is from RefSeq and is a predicted model, not a curated record. NCBI's taxonomy places the organism in Eukaryota, Parabasalia, Trichomonadida, Trichomonadidae.